UGUCGCUGUUACCUAGCGCACCGACGAUGACGAGCCAGCCUUCGUGCUGAGCCCAGGUUUAACUCGUCGUGCAACCCGAGACUUGCCGGAUGCCGGCGGGCUGAGUGGCAGCAAGCCGGCAGCCAGGCAUGGUGUCACCGCCGGAGACCAUGAUGCCUACAGCGGCCCCUAACAAGCCCAAGCUCGGCUUCUCCAUCGAGUCGAUCGUCGGUAAAGAUGCGGUCGACGAGCGGCGAGCUGACGUUGCUGCCACCGCGCACCACCUGCCGGACUCCCUGGCUGCCUCGCCGGACUCGCUGAGGCCUCCCGCCGCACCACCGGGGACGGGCGUAGCCGUGCCUAUGGCCACGUUCCCGCCACUGGCGGCUGCGUACGCCGCCAUGGUCGCCGAGCACCACCAUCACCAGCAGCAACAGCAGCACCACCACCAGCUGUCACGAGGUCCACCACCCUACCUAGGCUCGGCCCUCCAGCACCACCACCCGCCACCGCCCUCCGCGCUGGGACACCUGGUUGGACCCGGGGGCUCCUUCAUGGUGUCUCGGGACCCACAGCCGCUUUACCCCUGGUUGCUGGCGGCCAGGCAUUCGAGGCUCUUCGCGCACCGAUUCGGAGGUCCCGAGCCGGCGGGCUUCCUGUUGCACCCGUUCCGGAAGCCCAAGCGGAUCCGCACCGCCUUUUCGCCGUCGCAGCUUUUGAAGCUGGAGCACGCCUUCGAGAAGAACCAUUACGUUGUCGGCGCCGAGAGGAAGCAACUCGCACAGUCACUCAGCCUCACCGAAACGCAGGUGAAGGUGUGGUUCCAGAACCGGCGCACCAAGCACAAGCGCCAAAAGCAGGAGGAGGAACACUCGACGUCCCACGGGGGCUCGGACUGCAAGGCGUCCUCAUCGCCUAGACCACCGGCAGCGCUCUCACCCGACAUUCAGAUGGACGACUCGAGCUCUGAUUCGACGCAGCCGGACCCACUGUCGUGACGCCAGCAGCUAUCGCCCGUGACGGCCGCGCACACACCGCGCGGACUGUGCGCCCCUUGCGGACCAUACGCCGCUGGGCCGGCCGCCGCUUUGUGGACGCUGCAGGAAGGGGCGCCGCCGCGAAUGUGAACUCUGUCUUCGUGACGAUGUGUGCGCGUGUGUGUGUUCCGCUGUCGACGACGCAGUUUCAUGCUUCACAACUACAUGCUCGGGAACCACGUCGAUGACCUCAUCACAACUCGGCGGACAGCCUGUGCUUUCAAGGGGACGGAAUUUUUGUUUCUGUACGGUACAUAUGACGAGUGAAAAUUGUUUAACCUGUAGACAUUUGGUGGCUCGCCCACUUUAGAAACUUGUUUUUGAAACUUGUGACUACUGGUGGUGACUGUGACCGCUGACUUGCACUGGAAAGAAGCGGCAUUGGGACCUGCGAAAGGCUGAAUUUAGGCGUUAAUCGAAAUAACUGUAAAGCCAAAGAUGCUUGGCAUACUCCGUACGGGUCCUGUGCUUCGUUAUGGCAUUAUAAUUGAAGCGGGCGUCGCUUGCGUGGUUCCUGAGCGUUAUUGAUUCUGGCCCCUACCGCAUGGUGGGCACAGUGUCUUCGUGAGGUCGCGUUUAGACGUCGACACGGUCGGGCUGCGUGUGACGACAUCGGCUUUUCUGCACUAUGUUCAAGUGGAUUGCCAUUCACCUGGUACUUCUUGCUUUAAUGCGCUUAUUGGCCUCAACCAAAUCAAACUGGCGUUUUCUGACAAUUUUAAAUGAGAUUGUAGGUGCUGGUAUGGUUUUUGUACGUGUUCUGACAUUAUUAUAGCUUCAGAAGCAGCAACGACGUAGAGUUUUUGCAACAGUCUCACUCACAUCUGGUUGCAGUCUUCCAUCGCACGGACCGGAUCCUACUCUCUCGAAGCCCGCUUCACUUGAAUCUCUACGGGUGGUCGCCUGCUUUCUGGGUUACCUGCAAGGGUAAAAUAUCAUUUUUAGACUGUUGCAAUUGUGAUUUCGCUCAUUUAACUUUUUUAUGAUUCAUUUCGUACAUUGAUGCUUAAACAUUAGGAGAACUUAUUAAAGGUGAAGCAUCGAACAUCAGGUAUGAUUGUCAGUGUAAUACAGCGCACGAAAGCAGAAAUUCGUGCUCUGUAAUUAUAUAUGCACAAUAAUUCACGUUUUUUUGUCAACUUUCGCCAUGAAAGGUAGCAUGCUAUUGCUUUGUGCUCCGCAUACUGCUUAUCGCACUUGACAACAUCCGCACAGAGUGGGACCCUUCAUGAUGAUCAAGGAGGGUCUAAGCAAGUCGUGUUACGGACAUUGCCGCCCCCUUCAGCGGCAUUCAUAAUGUCGAACGCACCAUCGACAGGGACGAAAAAUCGCUCUCCUAUAUAUAGUGUGUCUGUGCCAAGAAGUAUCGCGACGAACUCACCUCGAACGGGGAUUAUUCAUCGACAGGGCGUAAACGACAUGGCGUGACUGCAGGCGAUGAAGGCUUGCUGAGACUGAGCGUGGCUACUUCGACUCUCGAAGUGGCCGAAGUGUGCGUGUUCUCACAAGGUGUGUUUGCGUGGUACAUUCGUUGCAAAGCCGCAUGUACAGUGUUUCUUUGCUCUCUGGAUGACGUUAUUAUUAUUCUUCGCUUCUUCCCCGGUUUUCCUUUUUUUUUCUUGAACACCGUGACCCUUUGUUGACGCCCAUGACUGCGUUUUGUCUGUAUGUGUCGAGACACUCAUCAGCAGGAAGGUCGAGUGUUGCCUCUGAAACCAAAGAAGCCUUUCCUUUUCCUCAUUUUCAGAGACGCAACUGGAUGGGACUAGAUGGGACACUUGAGGGAAAAAAAUUAUUUCACCACUCUAUUGUUAUUGAUUUUAUCAUAAUAGGUCAAUACAAGAGGAACUGACGGUUAAAGUUGCGGGCUUGAGUUUCAGGCCUGAACUUCUUCACAGACACGCUAGUUUGACGUCACAAGUUUGCAGGUCUCCCUUUUUUUUUGCAUUUUGCCUGCACUCGUUUUAUGAAGUUUUCAAAAACUUCCUAUGUUACGACCCGUAUUCCUUUGAUCAUCAUUAGCAACAAAUCAUUACGUGUAUGCCUUUGUAGACGGCAUUAAAAUUGGCAAGAGCUGGUGCGCGAAUGUUCCAUCGCCACCUGUAUUUUACUCCUGCGCGUUGUCUCGCUUACCCAGCGUUUUCUUUCGCAUCGUGGUAUUGCUGUUUACUAAUACGGGAAGGAAUGUUGGUUACCUCAUUGUCCUUUGAAAGUUCAGCAUCAGACAGAAAUGCGCCCUCUUAUGACCUCGUUCGGGUCGAGCAAUUUGACCGAUUUUCUGCAGCGUGAAAAUACUUCAGUGCCCGAUGGAAAUUCGUCGAGCGAAUACGAAAACUAUAAAAGCAGGGAGCUGUAUGAGCUCAGUGUGCUAACUGUAAUUUCGGCAAUAAGGCUCCGUCUUUUGAUUCAUUACGAGUGUUUUGGUCAACAGCGUUCAUUGUUUGCACUGUAGCUUCACGCGGGCUGUGAAAGGUGGUGGAGGGCCUAACCUUGCAGCUCUGUAGACUGCGCUGAAUGCCAGCCUGGGCGUAAGCAGCGGCUUGCUCCGUUACAUAUCGCGAGUGUUGGGUGGUAUGGCGACCAUCUAAAUGACCUUCCUCGAAGCUCCCCAGAGCUACUUUCAAAACGCACAUUCAUGUUGUUUUGUGGUAUUCAGCUGCGGCAGAAAUGAAUAAAUACCGCAGGUAUUGGCGAAACUCAGUGGGUCGUUGUGGCUGCAGUUUUGAUUGACGCAGUGCGCCGUUACUUCACACAGCGUUUCGUGUACAAGGCAAUCUUCGUGUACUCUCGCCAAAACAUUGCCCAGAUUCGUUCGUUUUAUGUGUUUCACACAUGUAACGAGAAAGAAAAUGUUUUGCCGAGUGAAACGGUUUGUAAGAUUUUGCGUAUUUGUACAUAUAGAAGACAUUGUUUUAAAUAUGUGCGCGCUUUGCUUUAUCCAGCCUUUAUUGUUUCGAGUGUAAAUACGUCGAUGUAAUUUAUAACAUGUGAAAAAGGGAUUCUCAUUAAAGAAGAAGUAUGCAUCAAUUGAAA
Rhipicephalus microplus (southern cattle tick) is the source of this 4049-nucleotide messenger RNA. RefSeq lists its product as uncharacterized. The record is from RefSeq and is a predicted model, not a curated record. Gene Ontology annotation, biological process: regulation of transcription by RNA polymerase II. Gene Ontology annotation, molecular function: DNA-binding transcription factor activity, RNA polymerase II-specific; RNA polymerase II cis-regulatory region sequence-specific DNA binding. Gene Ontology annotation, cellular component: nucleus. Lineage: Eukaryota; Metazoa; Arthropoda; Arachnida; Ixodida; Ixodidae.